This is a messenger RNA of Drosophila montana, 2062 nucleotides long. RefSeq names its product glycoprotein-N-acetylgalactosamine 3-beta-galactosyltransferase 1. The record is from RefSeq and is a predicted model, not a curated record. Gene Ontology annotation, cellular component: membrane. The coding region runs from base 814 to 1350 and encodes 178 amino acids. NCBI's taxonomy places the organism in Eukaryota, Metazoa, Arthropoda, Insecta, Diptera, Drosophilidae. Gene Ontology annotation, molecular function: N-acetylgalactosaminide beta-1,3-galactosyltransferase activity. The transcript is spliced from 9 exons.
UACUAGGGAAGCUGUCAGCCCGACUGAGAAUGGGAAUGGACUGCGAGUAAGACAUCAAGGAGGCAAAGUCGCAGGACAAAUAUCAAACGCAGCUGCCGUCAGGACAAUGCGGAUAAGUCAAAUCGCAAGAUGCUCGCGUCAACCAUAAAACUAGCCAGAAAGAUAAAACGCACGCCGGACCUAAAACCCGAGAGCCCGCACCAGGACCGCCCCUGGCGAACGCUACGAGUUUUGGUGCACGCCAGGCAGCCUCUAAUUUGUGAAACUUGCCUACAGUUUAGAAAGCGACGGGCAGUCGCCGUCCGUCCGCAGUGAUCCUAACCCCAUCCGAAAAAGGAGAGCAGCUGCCAUGAGGAAGUAUCCUGUAAGAGUUAUACAAAGUGAUUUGGAUUUGUCAAAGACUUUUCUUUCUACUAAUCGAUGGCAAUUUAAAAAAUCAUGCAUGGGUAUGUGAAUUUCUGGAUUCAGUCAACCACAUGGCGCAGUCAUAAACAUGUUCAUCUUCAGCAACAUGCGCGGUUCGGAAAACCACAAAUCAAAAUGUCAAAAGUGCUACAGCUGUUGAUGUCUCUAUAAAGGCGGCAUCUCUCACUCGCAUAACUGGAACGGAAACUGGCCGGCUACCGUUUGGCGGAGCAGCUCGGCUGAGCGUCAACCUCAGUGAUGUACAUAUAUAAAUGUUUGCCUAACUCAGCUAAUAGGGAUAAAUCUAAUAUUAAAAAAAUAAUAAAUGAAAAUUAUUAUGCAUGUGUACGGAAUAUUUGGGAUAUGUGAAUAUAUUGUUGUCUGUCUAAUUUACCAUUGGUAUUAACUAUGCGAAUUUUUGGUUUUGUUGCCGUGGAAAAUCUCCGCUAUAUGCUUCAAAAAUUUUCUUCAGCUGAUCCCAUUUAUCUGGGCUAUGAGCUCAAAUAUCCUGGCACCAACUUGCCCUUCAACUAUUGGAAAAGCGGCUACGUGCUGAGUCGAGAGGCCUUAAGGCGCUAUACAAUGGAGGCCAAGAAGCCAGAUACGAAGCAUUGCAUGAAAAAGCAGGGCUUCACAGAGGAUUUGGAGCUUGGGCGCUGUUUAAUGCAUGUGGGCGUGGUCACAGUCGAUACUCGGGAUGAGUACGGUCACGAGACUUUUAUACCGAUCGUCACAAGCGAACUCUUCAUAAAGGGCUACGAGUAUAUUCCCUGGCUACGGAAUAUGAGUUGGCAUUUCACGGAUUUGCAUACGGUGCCCAUAUCAAGGCGGGCUAUUACAUUCCACGUGUCUUAUCCGCCCAAAAUGUUUGAUUUAUAUUACUUUAUGUAUCGUGUACGUAUUUUUGGCACACCUCUGCGCAAUUCCAUGGAGCUGCUGUCUUAAUAAAGGGACCGAAAACUGUCGCAGCUGCCAGUUGGCUGUGAAUCUGCCAAAGUAUUUCCGUGUUUCGGAUAUUUCAAUUACGUGUAGAGGGCAGCAUCUUGGGUUACGGCUACGUUUACUUCCGUGUAACCCACAUAUCAUCUAUCAUCUAACUACUUAGCCCAACAGUUUCUCACAUAAUUCAUGCCACAUACGGGUCCACAAUCUCAGCCCACAUACAAGCACACUGACACACACACACACACACGCAGACACACGUGGAUUGAGAUACGUGUUCAUCAAUGAAAAGUAUGUCUCCCUGUCUCGCCAGGUCUUCGUUUUCCCAAGCCCUUUGUUUCCAUUGGCUGCCUGCGCAAAAUUACUUCCGUUUUGUUGCAACUGCAAAGUGUCAUUGUUGCAACAUGUCUGGCACUGUCUUCGGGCUCGGCAUUCGAAUCGCUAUCGGAGUCUCUUGCCAAAGGGCGAAAGGCAAAUUGUAUGCAAUAUUGCGCUUUUUUCUGCUACAGCUCCGGCUGCUGUUUCCUGUGCCUCACUGUACUUGUGUGUGUGUAGGCCUUUUGUUUACCAUUUUGUGCUGCCAACCUGUUAGCCAACAAUGACAAUUCAUCUGGUAAUUUGAGCACGUAAACUGAGACAUUAAUGCCCUAUAUGAACAAAUAUCGCUUACCUUUACUCAUAUUUAUACGUCUUUUUUUUGACAGUUUCACGUGAA